UGCAAAAGUUGCCGAGGGUUUCUGGGUCACCUUAAGGGUCCCUGCCAAUUUUGCUUCCACGCCAGAGCCCGAUCACCAUGGCAACUGGACAGAAGUUGAUGAGAGCUGUUAGAGUUUUUGAAUUCGGUGGACCAGAAGUGCUGAAACUCCAGUCGGAUGUUGCAGCUCCGAUUCCAAAAGACUUUCAGGUUCUAAUCAAGGUCCACGCGUGUGGUGUCAACCCCGUGGAGACGUACAUUCGCUCUGGAACUUACAGUAGAAAACCACUCCUGCCCUACACUCCGGGCUCAGAUGUGGCUGGUGUCGUAGAAGCUGUUGGAGGUAACGUCUCUGCUUUCAAGAAAGGUGACAGAGUUUUCACUACCAGCACGAUUUCGGGGGGCUAUGCAGAGUAUGCACUUGCCACAGAUCACACUGUCUACAAACUGCCCGAAAAACUGGACUUCAGACAAGGAGCUGCUAUUGGAAUCCCGUAUUUUACCGCUUAUCGAGCUCUGAUCCACAGUGCCCGUGCAAAAGCUGGAGAGACUGUUCUGGUUCAUGGGGCAAGUGGAGGAGUUGGAAUAGCAGCAUGCCAAAUUGCACGAGCUUAUGGCUUAAAGGUUUUGGGCACAGCUGGUACCGAGGAGGGACAAAAAAUUGUUCUACAGAAUGGAGCCCAUGAAGUGUUCAAUCACAGAGAAGUUAAUUAUAUUGAUAAAAUUAAGAAGUUUGUCGGUGAGAAAGGAAUUGAUGUGAUUAUCGAAAUGUUGGCUAAUGUAAAUCUUAGCAAGGAUUUGAAUCUUCUGUCUUAUGGGGGACGAGUAAUGGUUGUUGGCAACAGGGGAACUAUUGAAAUAAACCCACGGGACACCAUGGCAAAGGAGUCGAGUAUAAUAGGAGUUGCUCUCUAUUCCUCAACCAAGGAGGAAUUUCAGCAAUUUGCAGCAGCUCUUCAAGCUGGAAUGGAAGUUGGUUGGUUGAAACCUGUAAUAGGCCCUCAGUAUCCAUUGGAGAAGGUGGCCCAAGCUCAUCAAAGUAUCAUUCAGGGCAGUGGGGCCACUGGGAAAAUGAUUCUUGUCUUAUGAUGAUCAGUUCUUUCACGGAUUUCCUGUGUAAUUAGAGGUUAUCUUCCCCCUAGUUUUACUUACACUCUUAUUUCUUUAAUUAACAUUCCUUUGAUUGUGAGUUUCUUAUGUGAAAAAACAAGAUUUUUCUUUAGAGAUCAGAGGUAGUGGAAUAAAGUUUAUUUUAUAGCUGGCAGUAUUUUUUAUGCCUUCCAUCUCAAAGCAGGGAGUCAGCAUAGAAGGAAACAGCUUGUUAGAGGUCAGUUGGCGUUGGGGUGCAUUCAGAAAUUCUGAUACUUGAUUGCUUCCAUACCUUUCAUUACAACAUGCUAAUUCAAAAUAAGACUGAUUGAUUUCCGAGGAUUUCUAAGCUUCUCUCUAUAAAGGCUCGUUAGUCUCUGAUUAGCCUUAGCCAUAUUGGACCUCAGAGAUUUUCUGGACUAAAAAGGACCCCUUUUUUAAAAUUAAUUUUAUCUGGAUCUAUAAGACUCUUGUAAUGGCAAGAAUAAACUAUGUCUGGGGAAAUUUGUUAGAUUUUCCAGUAUUUUCCAAAAUAUUAGAAUAUUCAGGACAUUUCUGUUUGAUUGCCAGUGACCCCCUAUGUCCUAUCAGGACGGCAGCCUUGUCUUUGGUAUCAUGUGAUACUAGGCACGCAGUCUCCAGAUAGAUAAUCCUUCUUGUCUGAUUAGAUUUUCAGAGUAGAUUUAGUGUUAUCUAUUUGUGAGACAGGGAUCAUAUAUUCAAAUUAAUAAGCUCACAAAUUUGACACAUUUAGAAUGGUCGGUUUUUGUUUUCAUAUCGUGGUGACCUGC
This is a messenger RNA of Otolemur garnettii (small-eared galago), 1858 nucleotides long. Its product is annotated as quinone oxidoreductase. Lineage: Eukaryota; Metazoa; Chordata; Mammalia; Primates; Galagidae. Bases 78 to 1067 code for a protein of 329 amino acids. Gene Ontology annotation, cellular component: cytosol. The record is from RefSeq and is a predicted model, not a curated record. Gene Ontology annotation, molecular function: NADPH binding; mRNA 3'-UTR binding; quinone reductase (NADPH) activity. The transcript has a single exon.